Messenger RNA from Racocetra fulgida, 156 nucleotides. NCBI's taxonomy places the organism in Eukaryota, Fungi, Glomeromycota, Glomeromycetes, Diversisporales, Gigasporaceae. The record is from the annotation of a GenBank genome assembly.
CUUCUAAUAGAGAGAUAUUUCAAAAAAUUGGCAACCAUGCUUUGUCUUUCUACAAUAUAGCACAUAUUAUUGUUAAUCUUGAAAAAUCAGUUCUUGCCAUCAACUAUACUAAAGAUUUAAACCCUUCUAUUAUCUUUGCCAAUACAAGCAUACCCA